GCAAACUCUCCCUGAAAGCUGAAACCACAACACUGCAAGACUGACGGCGAAGAGUUUAGAGGAAGGCGAAGGCCAGGCAGAGCGAACAACUGAUUUUUCUAGCACUGUUUCGACUUGACGUUGUUUGAUCAGCAGAAUACCACUUUUAUAAUUAUGACAUUGCCGUUUUUUCUGAUUUCAGGAUCUGUUUUAUAUGCAUCUUCGCCGCUGUUUUUUGAAGGUUAACCGAACUUUGAUUGGCAAUGAUUGGACAUUUUUCCAUGAGAUGAGGGAUUUGUGUCAAAACAUCUGUUCCAUAAAACUUUUAGUUCUGCAAAAGGAGACAACACGGACUAUUUGAGCACCUACCUUUGUUUAAGGUAACUGAUAUUUUUCGAUGGAUGAAAGUGGGACAAUUGACACAGAGGAUGACAUCCAUUUCCUUGGAAGCCCCAGGAUAUCUCUUGUCUCUCCGAGAACGCAUAGUUUCAAAGGUUACUCUAAUAGAUUAGCUUAUUUGAAAAUAAUAUUUCAAAAAUUAUGGAAUCUCUAUAUUGCAGCAAACACAAAACCCCUGACAGCACUGUUGCUGCUGCUGGCUGUUAUAGGUGUAAACAUUGCCUUGUUUUUCGUCGCUGUGUUGACACAUCCAGUACAAGUGGAUUAUUCUUUGAGAGCUUUUGAGGUGACUGGACAUCCAGCGUCGAAGAGAUUGGACAGCCUGAUUGCUGCACGAGAAGAUCUGACUAGAGCAGCGAAGGAAGACAGGGCCAAACAUAGCAGAAGAAUCAAGAGAUCGGAAAGCAAUCCUGAGGUUGUUAUUCAUAGUCAGUACAAACAGAAAUGGAGGCUGGAUCUAGUAUAUCUGGCAAAAGAUGACAACAUUUUUACGGAUGAAAAAUUGAAAUAUAUACAUACAAUAGAGAAGAAGCUUAUGCAACACUCAAAGUUUCAAGACUUUUGCUGGAAAGGCAAAGAUGUUUUCAAGGACAAAGCACUUUUGCAAAAUUUAAAAGGAUGCAUGCCUCCGAAUUCCUUGAUUGAUUACUUUUUUCGUACAGAUUUUUUUGAUGGGCAAGGGAAAAGUCUAUCUAAUGUACAAGAAACACUUGAUUAUUUACUUACUAAGCUCACCACUUUCUGGUAUGUUGACGAAGGAUUUGGUGCAGAUAAUCGUAAAAGCAAAUUUCUCAGGUCCCAGAUAAAUUUUGGAAUCCCUCUCAAGGGAUACGAGGACAAUGAUCACAGCUUGGAAGAGCAACAUGAAAUUUUCAGGAAGUUCCUUGUCAAGUUUGUAGAGCAACUGGAAUCAUCCUCAUCAGACGAGGUUACAGUUCUAUAUGGCAGCUCAGAGAUAUAUGAUUAUGAAAUCAAGCAUACAUUUUACCAUGAUGUUAUGUUGGCUGUAAUCAGUUUUGGACUCAUAAUUCUUCUGCUGUUUAUCCUGACAUCAUUUUCCCUUUGGCUGACCAUAUUUGGUGUAUUAACCAUCGUGUUCAGUUUUCCAUUAUCAUAUUUUGUUUACCGUGUCCUGCUUGGAAUAAAUACUGUUGGAAUUUUGACGGGAACCACUGCUUUUGUUAUUAUUGGAAUUGGCGUGGAUGAUGUGUUUGUUUUCAUAAAUGUUUUCAGGCAAGCUACCCAUUUGAAGGACAUCAGGGAACGAAUGAAGCACUUGAUUGCUACAGCAGGCAAAGCUACUUUCUUCACUUCAUUUACGACUGCUGCAGCAUUCGGUGCCAAUGCCUUGACAAAGGUUCCAGCUGUUCAUGACUUCGGCUUGUUUACUUGCAUCCUUGUUAUGUCUUGUUGGCUCAUGGUUGUGCUGUUGAUGCCGCCAGCUCUCUUUCUCUGGCAAAAGUGGUUAAUCAAAUGUGAAAUGUGUUUGUGCCUGAAUAAAUAUUUCCACAGAUUUUCGAAAGAUAAUGACGCAGCCAACCUUAUCAACAAUGACGAACUGGAAUUGAACUCUGCUGCGCGCGAAAUGCAAGAGAUUCGCAGUAGAUUCAAUUCUGUUUCUAAUGAAGAAACCCUGGAUCCUAAUUACGCAUCUUCUUCGAAUGAUACUGCUGUCAAAUGCUGCACGAUAACUGAUCUUUUAACAAGGUUUAUGAUCAAGUUCGUUGCAAAGCCAGUUAUUCGCUUUCGCCACACCGUCCUUGUUUUAUUUUUGGUAGUAACCUCGCUAUCUGUUGUUGCUAUCACUCAUCUUAAAACGGCUUCGGGAAGACCAGAGCUUUUCCCAGCUGAUACAAAUCUGCAAAAGCUGUUAAAUCUUCAGUUUAAUUUCAGCUCCAGCUAUGUUGACUGUACCUCAUGCGCAGGUGGAGUGAAGCGUGUGCAUGAUUCUCCAAAUAUAGCACAACCUGAUAAGUUACAGUCGAGAUUCAGAAGAAACGCUGAUUCUGGAGGUGUUUUUAUAAAUGGAUCGUUAUGGAAAAACGAUUCAAGUGGCUUUAUAAAUGAUCAAUUUUACACAAAUAAUUCAAGGCUAAUGACCACCGUUAAAGCUAUGACCUUUAAGACAACUAACACACUCUCUCGUGUGAAUGAAGAACUGCCCACACCUGUGAAUCUUCGCGACGUCAAAACAACCGAAACUGCUGGUCGUUGGGGGCCAAAUCAUACUCUUACCAGGACAACUGAAAAGGUGAAUAUAUCCGGGAAACCAACUAGAAUGGUCGCCACAGUUCGUGAAGAAUAUGCAACCACAUCUGCUAAACCAAAGGAAAGCCAAGUAACCACUAGUGAGAAUUGGAGCAAGAAGCAGCAUUCCGAUAGCUCAAUACAAAGCAAGGGAAUGACUACGGCAAAACCUGCCAUUUAUAGCAAGACACCGACUCAAAAGCUCCAAACCGUUAGCAAGCAUGUAACAAAAGAACAUCCCCUAAAAAGAACAUUUAGUUCUGAAGCAAGGAAAAAUAUUACAACAGUGGGGAGAAAGGAGAUGACUACAGUUGAGCACCGAACGACGACACCUGUUGUAACGACGCCACCACUGUGUCCUAAACCUUGCACACCCGUUAAAAGGCCCAUUGUGGAUAAAACAGCUAUCGUUUUUCUCGUAUUUGGGAUUAAAGGAGUUGACCAGGGCUCUGUUACUGGAAAGCAUUUCUUUGGAACAAACAGGGGUACCCCAAUUUACGACGAAAAAUUUACCAUGGUUGGGGACCAGCUGCAGGUUGUUGCUACCGGGGCACUCGUCAAAGCAUUCUGUCGAAUAUGCCUUGCCUUUCAAAAUAACACAGCUUUGGUUAGUCCUGGUGGUGCAGAUUGCUUUCCUCGCCAGAUCUAUCGCCAGUUGAAGCUUUUUAAGUACGAAGAAUGUCAGGAAUUGGAAGAACCCCGUUAUGCAAACGGCCGGCCUAGUUUAAGCAUGGUUGGCGUAAUUCACAAUAAAAUCAAAUGGAUGGCAAUGGCUUUUGAGUCGACCACAUACAAAGGAAAGUCAGCAUUCAGCGUAUUUGAAGAUUUCCACAAGUGGGAGAAUUUUACACGGAAAGUCCUAGACGACCCAGAAAUACCUGAAAUGCUGAAAGAUGGGUUUCAGACCAGUGAAACAUGGGUGGAUAUGUUCUCUGAGAUGAUCGCAGUUAAUGGCGCCAUUUACGGAAUUACGCUUUCUUUGAUUAUGUGCCUAGCCGCUGUUGUUAUCUUUACUGGCAAUUUCAAGUUAUCUGCUAUAGUCUUUAUAACGAUUGCAGGAGCUUUGUGCCUUGUUAUAGCAACAUUCUGGGCGGUUGGAUGGACGCUGGGUGCAAUCGAAGCCAUUUCGUUGUCCAUUCUUGUUGGCACUUCAGUUGACUACACAGUUCAUUUGACUGAAGGCUACAUCAUGGCCACUAAGAUUGCAGAUUUCGAUGGUUUGACAAAUAGGGAGGUGCGAAGUGAACACUCGCGAAUGGCUUUGAAUCAUAUAGGAGUAUCAAUAUUAAGUUCUGCAGUAACAACACUGAUCGCAGCCAUUCCACUCUGCUUGACAAAGAUCCGCUUGUUUUCCAAGUUUGGAGAGAUCUUGGCUAUCAACACCACCAUGUCAAUUGUUUAUACAUUGACAAUUUGUGUAAGCUUACUUAGCAUUAUGGGACCUACACGAUUCAGAGGCUCGAUGAAAUCCCACUUUGUUGCAUUCCUAGCUGUUGGUCUUGUUGUUGGCCUCGUUGCCCUUACCCUAUAUCUUCUUAAUGCCUACGCUGGAGUCAGUGUCCCUGGACCCACUGGUGGCCAACUUUUCCAGUAGAGUUCAUUGUAAUUCCCUCUCCUUUAUGAUGUAAUUUGCUUCAAAUUUGAUAGGUUUAUCCGUUUAUUCUCAUUAAUUUCCAAAUGAGCUUGAUCAAAAAGGAAAAAGACACAACUGUUCUGAUUUUCCUAUUAUGGUUUUUGAACUUUCCUUCUAGAUGUGUCUUUUCAUCUUUAUCCUUGCUAUUCCCGCGAUGAUUUAUGAAUUCUCGAUAAAGCUUCUAUUCUUUUUGACAGAUAAUUAUGUUGGAAUCAUCCCGAUAAAUCGGUGACUCUUUCAGCGUGUUUACUUGAAUGCUCGUAUGUGUGCUUGUUGUGUGCAAAAUGUGUGCUAUAGCAUUGUUCCCAAACCUAUUUACUUGCACGGUCUGUCGUCGAAGAGAGGGGCUAAAAGUAAACUGGUUUUAUCAGCCCAUAUUUGUUUCAAAAUGUGUCUGCUCCUUCACAUUACAACUCAUUUAAGUUCAAUUUUGGCCUGCUUCGUCAAAACCCCUCUCAUCAUUUGUAAUAAAGUGGAAACGUCAAAAUCUUCACCAUCUCUACAUAUUAUCCAUUUCCUUUCAAAAUUGCCAAUUCAGCAAUUCAAGUAACAUGAAGUAGCCUGUAUUUAUUCUGUACUUAUGAUAAUCCAAGCGUGGUAAUUAUUACCAAGUCAAAUUGUAUUAGCUGCCUUAGGUUAUCGCUUAAUGCAUAUUAUAUAUAAAGAAUUUUUAACCUUAAUUAUAAAAAAGAAUUGUUGCUCAUGGUAGUAAGAUAUGUAAACAAUCUUAAUUAAUACAAGAAAAAAUCAAAAUAGAAGAAUCUUUUUUAAUUUUAAUCACAAAUUAAACAUUUAUAUUUAGCCUGUAUUGAUUUCUAUUAUUUCAAACGUUCGUAACCUUUUAAAUGUGAUAGUUGGCUAAGGAAUUUGGCGCCGCUGCAUUAAGCGCCGAACAUCGUUGAACAUUCUGCUAGACAUCGCCUGAACAUCUUGAACAUCCAUUACGUCCAAAGGCUCUUAACUGAACACCACUGAGCGUCCCUGAACAUUUGUGUCCAGUGCUGUUCAGUGAAAGUUGAACGAUGUUUAGGGAUAUUCAGCAAAGUUCGAAAGACUUAAAAAAUGUCCACUGGCUCGACAAAACAUGUCAUUAUUCGUGGUUUUGUUCAACUUAUUUUGAAAGCGUUUAUACCACCCAGUUCAUUCUGCCUAUGCAUCCUUCAAAUCUUCUUGACGGCUGAUUGAUUGACGAAGUAUCGAGGUAUUGUCCACAGUGUUUUAAGUUUAAACAAUUUUAUCUCUUAGCCAUUAUCUUUCUAGCCUAAUAUUGCGUCAAUUGUGAUUUGUUAGUAGUUUGCAUUUAAUCAUGCUUUUUCUAACUAAAAGCGAAAGUUAUCGAAAACUAUUGGUUUCCUAAUUUUCUACUUAAAUUGAUUUACUCAUUAUCAAGAUCAUUUCUCGUGCUAUUUGAUUGUUCCUGUAAUCUUAUGUUUUUUCUUGCCAACUCUUUAUCUAAGGUCACUAAAAUAAUAUUUUUAAACCUUUUAUUCUCGCGUUAUUGGAUACAUAUAAUAAUUAUAGCAUUACUGUGUGCUAAAUUAAAGUAUCAAAAAAAUGCAACUUCAUUGACAUUUAAAUUGUGUUAGAUACACUCUUUCUUUAUAAGACAAAGUAAAUUGAAGUUCAGACUGGCUGUUCUCAAUUUUGUCGAAAAUCUGAAGCUGGAUUGUUUUUAAUUUGUUCUUAGACCAUUAUGGUGUAAGCAGUGCGAUUGCUAGCUUUUUGGCUCUAGGGAGGUGUUCAAAGAGAGUAAGACAUCCUUUAUUUGCCGACAAGAUUGAAAGCACCUCUAGAUGGCAGAAAACUUCUGGUUUUAGGAUAAAACAUUUUUCAAAACUAUUAAGAUGAAACUUUCUCACAGGAAACUUCAAUUACGAAUUAACCACUCCAAAAAACCCACUAGUAGGCAAAGACAUACCAACUAGUAGGCAAUAGUACUUCCAUCCCGCUGUUGAAGGAUGUUUAUUCACUAAUGGCAGUAGGUUCUUGUCCCUCCAUAUAAAACAAGACUUGACCUCCUCCAGAUGAAUUCGCUUGAACAAUAAGCAUCAAGGACAAGAACAUUGUUUGAAAGAUAAAACACAACCUGAAAUGAAACCCUGUUUUAGUAUUGUUUCAAAAAGAUCUAAAAUACUAUAGGUAGAGGUUAUAAAAUUUGUAUUGCGCAUUUCCCUUUGCCAAAACAAAUGGCUCAACCAUACAUCUUACCAGUAUCAUCUAAUAUCUAUCUGAAAUAGUAAAUCCAUCUUCAAGUUUUUAGGUGCUGCAAAAUAGGGUCAUUACUGCCAUACAAAAUUAAACUAGGGGUAGAUUUCUAGGAUUAAGCUCUAAUCGAGUAUACAAGUGUUCUCAAAUCCAUCGCAAAGCCUCUGCACCAAGUGCUACAUUUGGUGCAACUAUCAAAUUGCCAGGGCGCUAAUAUUUCAUAGACUUCAUAUAGCCGCAGUUUCCCCUAAA
Molecule: messenger RNA, 6715 nt
Organism: Rhopilema esculentum
Lineage: Eukaryota; Metazoa; Cnidaria; Scyphozoa; Rhizostomeae; Rhizostomatidae
Product: protein dispatched homolog 3
Cellular component (GO): membrane; cytoplasm
Source: RefSeq, a predicted model, not a curated record